Molecule: messenger RNA, 6830 nt
Organism: Pongo pygmaeus (Bornean orangutan)
Lineage: Eukaryota; Metazoa; Chordata; Mammalia; Primates; Hominidae
Gene: PTOV1
Product: PTOV1 extended AT-hook containing adaptor protein
Exons: 12
Coding region: 5074-6369 (431 amino acids)
Biological process (GO): positive regulation of transcription by RNA polymerase II
Cellular component (GO): transcription regulator complex; mediator complex
Source: RefSeq, a predicted model, not a curated record
UAACAACAUAUCUUGAAGUUUGGACAAAAAGCCUUCCAUUCAUUUUAUUUAUUUUUAAAAAUAGCCCAGGGGGCUGGGCACAGUGGCUCCUGCCUGUAAUCUCAAACCCAGGACCCUGGGUUUGGGGAUAGGGCAGAUCUGUGUCUUUUACAAUCUGGGAACACUCAGCAUGGUCUGUGCUGGAGGGCAGAUGGUGGCAGAGAGGCUGAGAAGCGUGGCAGUGACGAGGGUAAGACGGUCCCAAGCCCGAGGGGCUCGGCCCCUUGUUUAUUCCACAAAGUGGAGGCCAACACCUACUGAGAUUAAGAACCUGGGCCCUGUCCCUGUCCCCUGAGUCUCCGCAGCCUGUGACCUCAGGCUUUUGCUUCUGGAUCCUUGGUUUCCCCAUCUGUGGAGUGGGGAUUAAAAGAUUGUUGAAGUCAUGGCCUGCUGUGUGAGAAUUCAGUGAGUUCAGACUUGAAGUUCUUGAGAAAUAUUAACUACUAUUAUUGCCAGGGGCCUCACUCUGUCAACUCUGGAGUGCAGUGGCACGAUCUUGGUUCACUGCAGCCUCUGCCUAGAGGGGUCAAGCAGUCUUCCCACCUCAGCUUGUCGAGUAGCUGGGACUACAGACACGCACCACCAUGCCCAGCUAAUUUUUGUAUUUUUUGUAGAGACAGAGUUUUACUCUGUUGCUCAGGCUGGUCUCGAACUCCUGGCCUCAAGUAAUUCUCCUACCUCAGCCUCCAGAGUAGCUGGGACUAGAGACAUGUAACACCAUGCCUGGCUAGUUUUAUAGUUGUAGAGAUGGGGUCUUGCUAUGUUGUCCAGGCUGGUCUCAAACUCCUGGGCUCAAGCAAUGCUCCAACCUCAGCCUACCAAAGUGUUGAAACUACAGGUGUGAGCCACUGCGUCUGGACACACAUAAUGACGAGAAAGUCGAAAUACCUAGAGUUUGCAGAGCAUGUAUCAGGCAGACCUUUAAAAAAAAAAAUCAGCCAUAAACUAUUUUGUAAUUGCAAAGAAAGAAAAGAAAAAUCCAAGCCAGAGAUGAUCUUACUCCCAUUUCUUAGUAUAAAGCAUUUUGUUAUCUUUUUUAUUUGUUUGUAUUGAGACGGAGUCUCGCACUGUCACCUGGGCUGGAGUGCAGUGGCACAAUCUCAGCUCACUGCAACCUCCGCCUCCUGGGUUCAAAUGAUUCUCCUGCCUCAGCUUCCCAAGUAGCUGGGAUUACAGGCACCCACUACCAUGCCCAGCUAAUUUUUUGUAUUUUUAGUACAGACGUGGUUUCACCAUGUUGGCCAGGCUGGUCUCGAACUCCUGACCUCGUGAUUCGCCUGCCUCAGCCUCCCAAAGUGCUGGGAUUACAGGCGUGAGCCACCGAACCCAGCCUAUUAGCAUUUUUUGAGACAGAAUGUCGCUCUGUCACCCAGAUUGGAGUGCAGCUCACUGCAACCUCUGCCUCCCGGGUUCAAGCAAUUCUCCUGCUUGAAUUGGAGGAUCAAUCAGGAGGCUGUAUUUGUAUUCCUGAGUAGCUGGAAUUGCAGGUGCCUGCCACCACAUCUGGCUAAUUUUUGUAUUUUUAGUAGAGAUGGGGUUUCACCAGGUUGGCCAGGCUGGUCUCCUGACAACAGGUGAUCCACCUGCCUCAGCCUCCCAAAGUGCUAGGAUUACAGGCAUGAGCCACCGUGCCCGGCCAGUAUAAAACACUUUGUCCAUGUUGUCAUUGUGUCCUAGCCUAUGUCAUCCAACCUAUAUGUACUGCCAGUUUGUUCUUCUAGGAAACUCAGACUUGGUAGUUGAUUGGUUUAACAAAUGUUGGUUAAACUGGGAUUAUUUGAAAAAAAAAAUUGUGUAUAUCAGGAAAGGCCGGAUUACCCCCAGAUUGCAGUGGCUUGAAACAGCAAAGGUGGAUUUUCUCACUCAUGCUGUAUUGAGUGUCAGCUUGGAGCCUGUGUGGACAGAUCAUGAAGGUUGCCAGUCGACGUAGUAAAGGCAGAGGGGUCUGGUCUUUCACUAGCAAUUAAGUGCUCUAGCUGAAUUCACAUGUGUCACUUCUGCUCAUAUCUCAUUGGCCAGAUGUAAUCACAUGGCCUCACACCUUAUUGGCCAAAAUUAAUCACAUGGCCCCACUCAAGCUAAAUGGGGUCAAAUGCUGGCCAAGUGUGGAGCUAGAAAUAUAUGGCAAAUAGCACUAAUGGCCAUCCUAACACUUUAAACAUCUUAUUUUAACCAAAAACAUUUAAACAGACAUCUCUUGUACGUAAGACCAAGACCCUUUCUUUCAGUAUUGGUCUCCUAGUUAGCACACGACAUCACAUUCUUGUUUUUGAGACAGGGUCUCACUUUGUCACUUGGACUGAAGUGCAGUGGUGUGAACACGGCUCACUGCAGCCUCAAUCUCCUGGGAUCAAGAGAUCCUCCCACCUCAGCCUCCUGAGUAGCUGGGACCACAGGUGCAUGCCACCAUGCCUAGCAAAUUAUUGUUGUUUUUGUAGAGGUGGGAGUCUCGCUGUGUUGCCCAGGCUGGUCUCGAGCUCCUGGGCUCAAGCAAUCUUCCCACCUCAGCCUCCCAAUGUGUUGAGAUUACAGGCAUGAGCCACUGCGCCCAGUGGAACAUCACAUUCUUGUAUAAGCUCCACCCAUAAACCACAAUGAGUCAUCUUUUUUUAAGUGACUUGAGAACCUAAAGACAUUUAUGAAACAAACGGGGGCUGAGUCUUCCUAGGUUUUUAUAAGCUUUUUCAUUAAAUAAUUUACAGUUGCUUUACUUGUACCUAACUUGGCAGCAUUUUUUUUUUUAGAGAUGGAGUCUUUUGUCGCUCAGGCUGGAGUUGCAGUGGUGAGAUCUCAGCUCACUGCAACCUCCGCCCCCUGAGUUCAAUUGAUUCUCCUGCCUUAGCCUCCAGAGUAGCUAGGACUACAGGGAUACACCACCAUGCCCGGUUAAUUUUUGUAUUUUUAGUGGAGAUGGUGUUUCACCAUGUUGGCCAGACUGGUCUUGAACUCCUGACCUGAAGUGAUCUGCCCACCUCCGGCUUCCCAAAGUGCAGAAUUACAGGUGUGAGCCACCACGCCUGGCAUGUUUUUCUUUUAACAACUCCCUUUUAGUCUUUCCAAAGCAAGCAAUCUGGUUUGUGUAUAAACAACUCUCUUGCAUUAAUUUCAUUAGUUUGAUAGUAAAUUAAACAAGAACUUCUCGCAUAAACAGGUUUGGAUCAAAGAGCUACCUUUCAGGAAGUAAGCAGCUUGAGAGAUGGAAGUGGAAUUGCUUAGUCAUAAUAGUAGCCUGCUAGCCCCAGCAGCGGGCUUCACAGAUGAAAGUGUCUUUCAAGUUGGUGGACCGAGUGAGAUGGUUUCAGAGAGUUUUGUUGCAGUAUUACUGAUAGAAUUUCAGCCUACAUUUUCAUUUCACUUUCUGACAUGAGUUCCCAUUUUGCUCACUCUGGAGUACACCCUGGUAUACCUCUCUCCAUGCUUAUACAAUUCAGGGCAUUCAAACUUAUGUGUGUCCUGGUGGGUUCUGAGGGAUGGGAAGGCAUUAACUAGGUAGAGAACAGGAAGGAUGGGAGAGAGAUUUUUGGGGGGGUGGCAGCAGGGGCCACAGUACCAAGUUUGGAUUUAAUUCUAAAGGCACUGGGAAGCCAUUGGAUGGUUUUGAUUAGUGUAGUGACAGAGAAGGCAGCAAGAGUUAGGAGGCGUCACCCAACCAAGAGAUCUUUAUGGUUUGGACCAACAAGAAUGGGAAGAAGUGAGGAUUCCGGGAGAUUAAAGCAGCUCCUGUUUUUUCUCCUUCCUGCUGCCAGGUUAUCCUCACAUGGGUGAUUGACAGGGCAUUGGAGGUACCUGUUGAUAACAAACUUGCAGUUUGUGUCCAGGGAGCACUGACUCCAUUUGGCCACAAUGCAGGUUGGAUUUGGGGUUUAAGGCUGGGCUCCAGUCAGCCCUCGGAAGCCCCUGGGCAGGAAAACAUGGACAGGCCUACGGGUUCUUCUGCCAUUUCACUGGCCACUCCUCCGUAUCCUUUGCUAGUUGCUUUUCAUUGUCGUGACUGCUAAAGGGAUGAGUGUCCCAGUCUCUUUGUGAGUGAGCUCAUCCAGUCUCCAUUAAAACACUGAUGACUCCCGAAUUUCUCUCUCCAGGCUAUGACAUCAAUAUCUAUCUACAUUGUUUAGUCAAUAUCCGAAACAGAAGUAGGGACUCCCUCUCUAACCUCCUACAGCUGUGUCUAUUUCUCCUCUCUACCUUCACUCGGCUCCGCCCACACUGGCUCCCUUUUAUUCCUUCUACUUUCAGGAUUUGUCUUUGCUGUUCUGUCCUCUUGGCACACUUUUCCAGCCACCUGGAAUGGCAGGUUGCUCACAGGUCGUUUUGACUUCCCUUGCUUGCUAACUUUACCUCCCUAUGGUCAUAUCCCAUCGCCCUGUGGAUGUGCGCUAGUUAACACUUAGCACAGCCUGUGAUUAUGUCUCUCCCCAGUGGACCGUGGGGUCUGUGAGGGACGUGGUCUGAUUCGGUCGUCGCCGAGCACAGAACUGGACAGGGUACUCAUAACAGAUUUUUGUUGUUGUUUUUAAAGAAAAGCUAAAUUUGAGUAGUGACUGCGCCAAGCAGUCAAGCACAGCCCCUCGGGCUUGAUCCCCAUAACCACUCUAGGGUUAGGUAUUACCCACGUUUAAGGAACAAAAAUCGAGGGAAAAAUCUUAUACAACUACUAGUAAGUAGUCAUUUCAUUUUAGCAGAGCGAAUGAGCAAAUCCACGGAAGGACGGGGAGCGACGUGAGUGGUGAGAAGCUUGGAGUCGCCAGGGACGGCGGGCGGAGCCUGGGCGCGGGGGCUAAUGGGCGGAGCCUCCAGGGACCGCUGGCCCCGCCCAGGCCGCGCGGGGGCCGCUGGGAGUUGGAGUCCCCUGCCCACCUCGCCACGUCACCGCCUGCAAACUUCAGCUCUCCCCCUCAGGCUCGGGUGCAAUCCGUACCCUCAGUGGGUUCCCUUUUAGUGGGUUCCCUUGUCCCCAGGCCCAUUAUUCCGUCCUCUCCUCUUCCCUGAUGUAUUUUGGCGCGGUUUCCCGGCUCUGCGGGCCCAGGGCUCCGGAUGAGGUCUCCCGCCGUCCCGACCCCCGCAAGGGGCCGGCUUGGUGUCGCCUUCGUCCUUCUGCCACCCCGUUUGGUAGGGGCUCCCGUUCCCGCCACGCCCCCUGAAGUUGUGGCUCGCGCGUCUUCCCAGGACUCCCCCGCGCCGGAGAGGCCCGCAGGACCGCCGAGCCCACACUCCGCUCCCGCCUGGGCCCCGCUCCCCCGCGCCGCUUUGGAAGGUGCUCGGGUCUUCGGGGCACUAGGUCCCAUCGGUCCCUCCUCACCUGGGCUCACCCUCGGGGGUCUGGCCGUGAGCGAGCACCGGCUCAGCAACAAGCUGCUGGCAUGGAGCGGCGUCCUUGAGUGGCAGGAGAAGCGCAGACCCUACUCUGACUCCACUGCAAAGCUGAAGCGGACCCUGCCCUGCCAAGCCUACGUGAACCAAGGCGAGAACCUGGAGACCGACCAGUGGCCGCAGAAGCUGAUCAUGCAGCUGAUCCCGCAGCAGCUGCUGACCACCCUGGGCCCCCUGUUCCGGAACUCCCAGUUGGCACAGUUCCACUUCACCAACAGAGACUGCGACUCGCUCAAGGGGCUCUGCCGCAUCAUGGGCAACGGCUUCGCGGGCUGCAUGCUGUUCCCCCACAUCUCCCCCUGUGAGGUGCGCGUGCUCAUGCUCCUGUACUCGUCCAAGAAGAAAAUCUUCAUGGGCCUCAUCCCCUACGACCAGAGUGGCUUCGUCAGUGCCAUCCGGCAGGUCAUCACCACCCGCAAGCAGGCAGUGGGACCUGGUGGUGUCAACUCAGGCCCAGUCCAGAUCGUCAACAACAAGUUUCUGGCAUGGAGUGGCGUCAUGGAGUGGCAGGAGCCCAGGCCUGAGCCCAACAGUCGGUCCAAGAGGUGGCUGCCAUCCCACGUCUACGUGAACCAGGGGGAGAUCCUGAGGACCGAGCAGUGGCCAAGGAAGCUGUACAUGCAGCUCAUCCCACAGCAGCUGCUGACCACCCUGGUGCCGCUGUUCCGGAACUCACGCCUGGUCCAGUUCCACUUCACCAAGGACCUGGAGACACUGAAGAGCCUGUGCCGGAUCAUGGACAACGGCUUCGCCGGCUGCGUGCACUUUUCCUACAAAGCAUCGUGUGAGAUCCGCGUGCUUAUGCUCCUGUACUCUUCAGAGAAGAAAAUCUUCAUCGGCCUCAUCCCCCAUGACCAGGGCAACUUUGUCAACGGCAUCCGGCGUGUCAUUGCCAACCAGCAGCAGGUCCUGCAGCGGAACCUGGAGCAGGAGCAGCAGCAACGAGGGAUGGGGGGGUAGUGGCUACCCCAGGCUGGGCCUCUCCAGGAGUCACAGAUGAGGCCCCCGCAGAGACUGGUGAGUGGUGACCCUGUCAUGUACAGGAGGGACCCUGGGGCAUGUGGGGGGUGGGGUUGGGAAAGAAGCAGGGCAACCUUGGCCUUCGGGAGAGCAGAGCAGAGGGAGAGGCAGCGGUCCCAGCAGUCCUAGGCUGUUGGGAAACUGCAGCCCGGCCAUAGGGCCGUGGGAGGUGGUGUCCAGGCCUGGGUGGGGCCAGGCCUCUGCUCACAGGGAUGUAGGGUCAGUGUUUGGGAGCCUGUGGCCAGCAGCCCCCACUGCACCCCUGCCCCCAGGUGACACGCUUCUGAGCAGGGGCCCCUGGGGACUUCAACUGCCCAGCAACAUGGAGGAUGGUGUCCUGAGGCCUCCAAGGACGGUCCCCACCCCUCUACGUUUCCCCAAUAAAGCCUUUUAAAAACCUG